Cutaneotrichosporon oleaginosum is the source of this 2714-nucleotide messenger RNA. RefSeq lists its product as uncharacterized. Gene Ontology annotation, molecular function: ATP binding; ATP hydrolysis activity. The record is from RefSeq and is a predicted model, not a curated record. Lineage: Eukaryota; Fungi; Basidiomycota; Tremellomycetes; Trichosporonales; Trichosporonaceae.
AUGUCGACGCGUUUGCCACCUUCCGACAAUGGCCAACUCCGCAACACCAUGCCCAGCGCACCCCUCUUCGAGCCCGGCGACAUCUUCGCCUUCCCCCCUCCCUCUCCGAAUGAGGAGGAUGAUCUCGAAGCCUUGAUCGCGGACGAGGAGGCGCAGCGCGCGGCCGCCAAAGACCUGGCCGGCUUGGAGUGCCAGAGCGCCGAGGAGGUCGCCCGAAUUGCUGACAGGAAAGCGGCCGAGGAGGAGGAGAAGCGGCGGCGCGCAGCGGCGGCAGCUAGGCGACGGGCUGCUAUGCUUGCUGCGUUUACGCAGGACGACGAGCUGGAGACGCAGGCUCAGUCACAACCUCGGCAGCACUCCCCCGUCCCCCUUCCCCCACGGGCCCAGUCUCGAAGCCAAGCGGCAGCCGAGAGCCAGGCCUCUGCCUCGAGCCAUCGCGAGUUCGAACCCGAAUUUGCCUUCGACUUUGGCGAGCCUUCGCGCCGCUCGCCGUCUCCUCCUCGCGUGAUCUUUGACACAGCCGGACGGCCACUCCGCGCCGUGCGUGCUGCAACCGCCUCAGGAUCGACCGUGCAAUUCAAGCGUCGACCCAAACCUCGUGUGCCCACUGACCUCGCACACGCGGGCCAGAAAGAGGCCUUCGACCUCCUCACCACGCCGCUGCAUGUGCUCAAGGCGCAGGCGGAUGAGAUCCGCAGCGAAGAGAAGGCUCGGGAGAUGGGGCGUGCGGAAACGGCCAGGCCGGCUGUCAAGGCUGGCCUGUGGGUCGACAAGUACCGGCCUACAAAGUUCUCUGAUCUUCUCGGCGAGGAUCGCAUUCACCGCGACGUCAUGUCCUGGCUCAAGGAGUGGGAUCGGUGUGUGUUUAAGCGCGCGGUGAAGAAGAAAAAGCGAAAGCUCGACGAAGAUACGAACACGUUCUACCACGACCCUCUGGAUCGACCACGGGAACGAAUCCUCCUGCUCUCGGGACCGCCGGGAUAUGGGAAGACGACGCUUGCGCAUGUCGUUGCUAAACACGCAGGCUACCGCACUCUUGAGAUCAACGCCAGCGAUGACCGUAACGCUGCGACCGUCACCACGCGCAUUCAGAAUGCGCUUGACGCAGGGGCGGGAAUCACGUCUGACCGGCCGACAUGUGUCAUCAUCGACGAGAUCGACGGUGCGACUGGCGGCGGCGACCACAGCUUCGUACGCUCCCUCAUCAAGCUGAUUCAGGACGUGCCGGCGCGUAAGAAGACCAACACCCCAGCCAGGCCUCUGCGGCGCCCCAUCAUCUGCAUCUGCAACGACCUAUACGCGUCUGCGCUGCGCCCACUGCGCCAACAUGCGCGGAUCGUACGCUUCAACAAAAGCCCGAGCCAAUUCCUUGUCGAGCGCCUCCGUCAAAUCUGUGACCGAGAGCGGCUCAAAGCCGAUCUUCGCGUGCUCACUCUACUCGUGGACCUUGCAGGUGCCGAUGUCCGCAGCUGCUUGAAUACGUUGCAGUUCAUCAAGUCACGCUCACCUGUGGUCACGACAGACGCCAUCAAAUCAUCCUCGGUCGGAGCCAAGGACUCUGGGACGACUCUCAACACAGUGUGGAAUGCACUGUUUGUGCCGAUGGCCGCAAAGCAGCGCCGCAAGGAGUUGGGCGCAGCUGACGAUGGACGAUACGUCGACCGCCUUGCAUUCCUCCUCCAGGCGUGUGGAGACUACGACCGGGUCGUGCAAGGCUGCUUUGAACACUACACCCAUCUCAAACCACUCGACACAAGCUUUGCCAACAUUUGCCGGUUGCACGACUGGGUCGGCUACUAUGAUCACUUAUCAAACCACAUCGGCGAGAACAUGGACUUUGAGCUCAUGGCAUACCUCCCAUACGCGGUCGUGCCCUGGUAUUCGCACUUUGCGUCUCCGUCGAAUGCCAAGCGCCCCACAGAAUGGCCAAAGGCUGAUUACGAGGCAUACCUCGUUCGUGUGGGCAACGAAGAAAUCGCGACGAGUUUCAAAGCGGCGAUUACACCGAACCUCCGGUCUUUGUUCUCGAGCUCAAGCACGCUCACCGAGCUCAUUCCGCUGCUCAUGCGCAUCAUCUCACCACCUCUGAAACCGGUGAAUGCCAACAUCGUGAAAGCGUCUGAACGUGCCGUUCUCGCGCGCCUCGUUGAGCUCCUGAUCCCCUUGGGCUUCCGCUUCUGGCAGGACAAGACGGAGGACGGGCAGCCGCAGAUGCGUCUUGAACCUGCGAUUGAUGUGUUUGUCACCUACGAUGGCAAGCGCGCUGGGGACAUUGUCGCGUCGCGGUUCGCGGUGCGGCAGCUGAUUGCGCAGGCGAUGGAUGCCGAGGUGGCACGCCGCCGCGGGCAUGCUGAGGACAGCACGGCCACGUCGACUGCUCAAGCGCUCGCUGAGCAGUACGGCGCUGCCAAGACCGGAGCAAAAGCGAAGACAGAUGAAGCAGCAGCAGCAGCAGCAGCGGCGCCGACGGACUUCUUUGGCCGUGUUCGGCUGCCGGCGGCACCUGUUGGAAAAUCGGGGACCGAUGAUGUGGACAUUGAGUUGGAGCCUGUUCUACCGAUGACGAAAUUCCGUGCAGUGUACCGCUUCAACGAGGGGUCGAGCAGUGCAGUGCGGACCAACGUCAAGAUGAGCGCUUUGAUGUGAAGUGGAUCUGAGGGGGGAGGCACAAGAGGGGGGAGAUGGAGACGGAGAUGCAUGUUGUGUGCCUGUGA